Messenger RNA from Gadus morhua (Atlantic cod), 1251 nucleotides. Its product is annotated as CMRF35-like molecule 1. Gene Ontology annotation, molecular function: transmembrane signaling receptor activity. The record is from RefSeq and is a predicted model, not a curated record. NCBI's taxonomy places the organism in Eukaryota, Metazoa, Chordata, Actinopteri, Gadiformes, Gadidae. Gene Ontology annotation, cellular component: plasma membrane. The transcript has 5 exons. Bases 108 to 881 code for a protein of 257 amino acids.
GUGUGACAAGAAAGGAGAAGCAAACCGAGAGAAGAGGAAGCGGAACUUCAACACGGCGCCAUUAAAGCCCCGGAGGGUUGUGGGGAGCAGAGCGGCGUCUCAGGAUCAUGAAGGCCGCGGUCCCUUUCCUCGUUCUCCUCAGUGGCUGUUGCAUGACUUGGACGGAGGCCCUGACCGUUAAUGGAUUGGUCGGGGGAACAGUCAGAAUCGAAUGCACUCACACCAAUGCGGGUAGCAACAUCAAAUACUUCUGUAAGGGAGAAUGUGGUGACAAGGACGUUCUCAUAAGAAGUAAGACGGGAGGAUCGGAUAAGUAUUCUAUCGAAGACAAGGGAAACACAUUCAUCACAACUAUUAUGAAUCUGCAGCCAGAAGACACUGGGACUUAUUGGUGUGGGAUAGAAAGGACAGGAAUUGACACAUUUGUUGAUGUGUAUCUCAAGGUCAACAAAGACAAACAAAAUGAAAGCUUACGAAGAGAAAGCCUUUCUGAUCAGUUGACGUAUAUAGGAGCAGCCCUUGGUGUUGCUGUGUUGGUGCUGGCCCUGGUUCUUCUGACCUUCUGCAGGAUAAAACGCAGAAGAGCCGCGUUUGUUUCAGAGAAAAGCCAAAGCACGAAUGAAUGUCCAGGAGACCCUAGGAAGAACAGCCUCCUUCCCGCCUCAUUGACCAAUCCGCACCCUGAUAGCGCUAUUUACUCCAAUGUCAGUGGGUUUCCAAAGCCUCAGGACCAACCAGAUGAGAGUGUGUCGGUCCCCUCCAGUCCAGAGCAGCCCGGUGUCUUCUACUCCACUGUGAGCUACAACAAUGAUUCCAAGUGUGUGGCCCUCUUAACGGAUACAGACUCUGUCAUGUAUUCUACCAUUCAAAAGACUCAGUAAGGGCCUGAUAUAUAAGAGUGAUUCUGCUUUCGGAAAGUACUAUUAAUAGUGAUAAUAAUAACUGUACUGCUAUUAACAGUUUUAUUUAUUGUGUAUUGCGGGGAUGAUAAUCAAAAUAUGCUUCCUAUUUUCUCAUGUCAUUGUCAUGUUCUGAAGUCAUUCAAAUUCUUGAAUGGAACUUUCUUCUGUGAUGUUGGCAACUGAAAUGAAUGCAUACCAAAAUGUGCAUACAGGCAAACAAUCACACACACACACACACACACACACACAAAUACACAACCGCACAGAUGUGAAAAUAUGCAAAUCGAAUUAGAGAGCAAAUCAGCAAUCAAAGAAGGGCAAUAUGUUUACAAAACUCUCCUUUUGAGAA